Messenger RNA from Nezara viridula (southern green stink bug), 2835 nucleotides. The record is from the annotation of a GenBank genome assembly. Lineage: Eukaryota; Metazoa; Arthropoda; Insecta; Hemiptera; Pentatomidae.
AUGAGUAAUAAUAAAAUGGACAUUAAAGAACACAUACUUGUCAGAAAAAGAAUAUUUGAGGAAGAAGUUAGAGUGUAUCAAGGCCCUGAUCCUCUGAAACUUAGAUAUGACUUUUUGCAAGCUCUCGAAAGUUAUGAUAAAGAGCUAAUUAAUGACAUAUAUUCUUCAGUUUUGGAGGAUACUCUCAGAUCAUUUAUGGAGGAAGCCGUUUAUAAGCAAGACUUAAGAUUUAUACAUCUUUGGUUGGCCUAUUCCCAUACUCAACCAAAUCCAGUUGUUAUUUAUGAGAAUAUGUUUAGUCGUGGGCUAGGAACUGAAUGUACUAUUUUGUACGCUUCAUGGGCAGAACAUUUAAUGAAGAAUGGACUGGUUUCUAAUGCAGACAAGAUUUUUAAAAUGGGACUUUCAAAUGAUGUAAAACCUAAAAGUGAUCUUCAGAAAGCAUAUGAUGAAUUUCUAAAGGAAAUUGGUAAAAGAUACCUAUUGGGAGAGCUGACAAAUUGCCCUUCUUGUGGUCAGCCUGGGGUGACAACAGGGAAUUCCAUCAACACAGCUAAGGUGGAGUCUUCAGCUGAUGUUGAAGUUUGGGAAUGGAAUCCUUUAAAAGUUGGAGAAAAAGAUGACUUCACUUGCCCUAUUGCCUAUUUUGAAGAUCCUGAUCCAACAAAAAUAAGAAUGUACCCUAAAGAUAAAGUUUAUCCGGGACCUGGUCAAGAGUUCAGUUUAGAAGAAAUAAGGGCAGAAAUAUAUAAAUUAAAAUAUGAAGUAGAAGAAAAACAAAAAAAAUUGGCAGAAAUGAAAAGUAAAGAAGAUGAAGCAAGGAGAGCAAGAGAUGAACAAAGGAGAAUUGAAGCAGAGAAAAUGAAAUUUGAUACAAUGACAGAAUUGAACCCUCCAGUUCAAGCAUCCAUUCCGAUAUUAACUCCAAGCAUGUUUAAUGUACCUAAGGACAGUGAUGUCUCAUUGGCUAAUGGUUCUACAUUCACUGUUCAUACGAAAGAAGCAAUGAAUGUUGUACAAGAUAUGUGGAGUAGCCCAGCGCCUAGUGAAGUACCACCUAGGCUUAUUUAUCAAACUAAUAUUCCUGAAGAAAUGGCUGAUGUUGCUUCUAAACCGCAGCCUCAGUUUCAAAUAUUUUCUGAUGCUGAUGCACAACAGCAACCUGCUCCAAAACAACUUUUUCAAAUCUACGAUGAAAAUGCCGAGAAUCCUGUACCAGCAAGCAAUCAGCCUCUUAAACCGAAAGUUCCGUUUGAUAUUUAUGACGAAAAUGAACCACCUACAAAACUAGCUGCUGCACAGUCUGCAAAACAAUCUUCUGCUCUCAAGCCUAAAGUGCCUUUUGAAAUAUAUGAUGAAAAUAAUACUCAAUCUCACAAAACACCUCUUAAUCAUAAUAGAAUUAGUAAACCUGAUGCCAACAAUGUAGGGAAAAAUGAAAACCCACAUGACGAGAGGAACGGUCGUUUGAGAUACAAAUUAUUUAAUGAUACAAAUGAUGAUCUGGCCGAGAAAAUGGAAACGCAGGCCAAACUACAGCCUAUGUUUCCUGUUCAGGUUAAGCAUGAUGAUUUUGAGGAUGUUACAUGUAAUACAAAAGCAUUUGAAUUUGUUCUGCCAUCUUCUACUCCUUUUUCAAAUCAUAAAAAACCUAUUAUUAGUACUCAGAAGACAAACAGUGAUGACACUUUGUUAAAGAAAACACCUCAAGGGAAUGCAAAUUUGAGUAUGAUAUUGGAACAGAGUAAGGAAAGGUAUAGCUGUUCUUCGACAGACAGUAGUUCUUCACAAGCUUUAAAAACUCCCAAAUCUGGUCCUGUUAUUUCAACUGUUCCAGAAGAUUUUGAUCCGUUCCAUGCUGAGGUUUUAGAAAAUCUUCUAAAUAAGGUUGGAUUUCCUAAGCAGCAGUAUGCACAUAAUUUAUUCUUCAAAACUUCGAAUGUUCCAAAUUUUUCAAAAAGUAUCAAACUAGGCGAUGACUCGUACUCAAUACAGGGUGAGAUUGGUAAAGGGGCUUAUGCUAGAGUCAUGAAGGCUACUAAAGGAAACAAUACUGUAGCCUUAAAAGUUGAGAAGCCUGCAUGUAGAUGGGAAUUUUAUAUUGCAAAGGAGAUUCAAACCAGAGUUCCACCAAAAUUGGCCAUAUUAUUUAUGGAUAUUCCUGAAGCUCAUAUUUACAACAAUGGAAGUAUACUUGUCACCCAGUGGGCAAAACAUGGCAAUUUGUUGCAUAUAAUAAAUGCCUUUAAGGAAAAGACAGGAAGAUCAUUAGAGCGAGGUGUUGUUUUUCACUUUGGUGUCGAACUCAUCGAUAUCGUAGAAUAUCUUCAUAGAGCUAAGAUAAUUCACGCUGACCUAAAACCAGACAAUAUUGUUAUACGGGAGCUCCCUGACCACAAUGAAACUGAGCCAUGUUUACAGCUGAUAGACUUUGGUCGUUGUAUAGAUAUGAGCCUUUUGCCUCCAGAAACAAAGUUCAAUUCCGUUUUCAAAACUGAAGAUAAUCAGUGCAAUGAAAUGAAAGAAAAUAAACCUUGGACCUAUCAGAUUGAUUUGUAUGGUCUUGCGAACAUAUUUCAUUGUCUAUUAUUAUCAGAAUACAUGCAAGUUGUAAAAAAGAACGAUAAGUGGACAUUGCAAAAACAGAUCCCCAGAAAUAUGAGGAGAGAAGUUUGGAAUCCAAUUUUUGAAACAUUACUCAAUGUGAAUCCUGCUACAGAUUUGCCGAUGAACUUCAGUUCAAUGAGAACGUUGUUAAUAGAAGCCUUUGAUUCUACAUUACAUCCAUCAAUACAGAGCCUUAUAACAUUCAAAAAUUAUAUCACAAACAAAUAA